UGAACAUGGCGGAUGUUUGGAUUUGAGUCGGAGACAAGUGAAUUAAAUUUUGAAUUGUGAAUUUGACUUUUGUUGGGUUUUGCUUUUGCUUUUCAUAUUUUUGUGAUCAAUUUGCAAUUUGCAAGGGUUUCUUCUAUUAUUUAAAAAGUGAAACGGAGGAAAAUCUGUGUACAAUUUGCUUCAAAGAUGAGUUACAACAACAAAAGCCCCUGGGGUAACAAACAACAGGGCGCCAAUCCCAUGGGGUCCAUGGGCGGCUUAAACCAUUCAGGCAUGGUACCGUUUCAGCCACAACAACAAGUAUUUCAAAACCUGGGACUCAAUCAGCAGAAUUUGGGAUUGGGAUUGCAACAAAUGGCUGCAAACCAAUUAAGUUUGGCCUCAAAUCCUAUAUUUCAGCAGCAACUCUCGGCUGUGAGUUAUCCCAAUACCAGGGGGCUCAAUCCUACGGCUUUUCAGACUCAGACUAAUGUUCAACAGAGUUCCAAUGCUGGUACGAAACAAAAAGUCUUUACUGGCACAGUAACCCAAAUCCAUGAAAACUUCGGCUUCAUCGAUGAAGAAGUCUUUUUCUCAAGAAACGUGUGCAUCAAAGGCUCCAAUCCUGUUGUUGGGGAUCGAGUUCUUGUUGAAGCCACUUUUAAUUCGUCAAUGCCAUUCAAGUGGAAUGCCGCUAGAGUUCAAGUCAUGCCCAGCAGUCAUCCUAGAGAUCCAAGACAUAGCCAAGUUGAUAGCAACAAUGGCUUUGGAAGGCGCGAUUCUGGUAACAGGGAUUUUGGCAACCGCGAUAGAGCCAAACCAAGCGCUGGGGAAAGGAGGAACAGAUCCCGAGAUAGGGAUGAUGAUGAAGUUGACCGGAAAAGAAGGAGGGAAGAUAGACAAAGGGAAAGGGAGAAGGAGGAAAAAGAUAGAAAGUCACCUGUUGUGAGAAGACGGUCUAGAUCGCCAAAGCCACGUAAUUCUUGGAGAAGUAGGGCAAUUCCUAGAUACAUGGUGCAAAUUCCUAAGCUGAGUUUAAGUCUAAGCCAUGCUGAUGUCUUAGACGUCAAAAAACGCUACAACACUUUGUAUAUUCCGUCUGAUUUUUUCUAUACUUCCAUGAGCUGGGUGAAUGCUUUUCCAGCAGAUAAGCCUUACGCAUUAGACAAGCCAUGCUCUUUUCACAUUAUGAAUAAAGAAUUGGACUCUAUUACCAACAAUGAUGCUGUGUUAGAGCCUGCAGAUGCUGACUACAGAUUCUCAGCUAAAGUUAUGCUAAUGAGCGUCCCUGGCAUGGAAGAGAUUUAUCAAAAAUGCUGCCACUUGUCAGAAGAAAAAGAGAGUCGUGAUAGAGACAGUGAAGAGAAGGAUAAUAUUCAUCCAACUCGUUUAAUUAAUUUUUUGGUGGGAUUAAGGGGCAAAAAUGAAACUAUGGCCAUUGGUGGACCAUGGAGCCCGUCUCUGGAUGGUGAGAACCCCGAGCAGGACCCUUCAGUGCUCAUCAAAACUGCUAUCAGGUCUUGCAAGGCGCUCACUGGGAUUGACCUUUCUAAUUGUACUCAGUGGUACCGCUUCGUGGAGCUGUAUUAUCGCCGUUCUGCGACUACGCACAAGGGCAAAGCUGUACCUGCCAGAGUUGAAACUGUCGUAAUCUUCUUGCCGGAUGUCUGGAGCUGCCUACCCACCCGAUUGGAGUGGGAAGAAUUGCAGCAGGGCUACCGUAAACACGUGGAAAAUAUCCUGAAAGCAGCUGAUGGAGUCACGGAAGAGACCGACAAUACUAUCAACAUCAGUGAUGAAAAGAAUGACGAGGUCAUUGAAAAACUGGAACCCACUGUUUUAACUGAACUGAAUGUUAAAUCGAUGACUGUGGCAGAAUUGAGAGCUGGAUUACAGGCCAGGGAUUUGGAUUCUAAGGGUUUGAAGGCCCAGUUAGUGGCGAGAUUAACUAAGGCUUUAAAGAGUGAGGCUGAAAUGGAAGAAGAGUGUAAUGAAGAAGAAAGCUCGGAGAAAGAUGCUUUAGAAAAGCAAGAAACUGUUGACAAAGAAGAGGCUCAAAGUGAAAAGGAAAAGAAACCAGAGCCUGAAGAGAAAAAGCUGGAUGAAGUUCAAAAACGUCGCCUAGAAAAACAGUACACACUACCUGACCAACCACAUCUUAUUAUACACCCAUCGAAAACCGCCAAGAGUGGUAAAUUUGACUGUACUUCUAUGUCAUUGUCUCUUUUAUUAGACUAUCGUCUAGAGGAUACUAAGGAGCAUACAUUUGAGGUUUCUCUUUUUGCCGAACUUUUUAAUGAGAUGCUGAUGAGAGAUUUUGGUUUCAAUAUUUUCAAAGCUUUAAUUGAAUUACCCGAGAAACCAAAGGAAGAUGAAAAGAAAAAGAAAGACGAGAAGAAGGAUGAUAAGAAAAAAGAUGGGGAUGAGGAAACUAAAAUGGAAGAAAGUGAACCUAAAAAAGAUGACGAUAAAAAGAAAGACAGAGAUGAGAGAAAAUCUGAAUCAACUGAUGAUGAAGAUACAUCAAGCCGAAAAAGUAAAGACAAAAAGAAGAAGGACCGUGUAAAAUUGAUUACAAAAGAUAAACAUUUAUUAUUGUCUUUUGUGUACUUUGACCAAACUCAUUGUGGUUAUAUCUUUGACAAAGACAUUGAAGAAUUAUUUUAUACUUUAGGUCUGAGUUUGUCAAGAUCUCAAAUUAAAAAAAUUCUAAACAAAGCAGUUGCCAGAGAUAACUUGUAUUACCGCAAGUUAACUGAUAAACCUAAAGAAGAAGAAAAAGCUGAAAAUGAAGUGGCAGUCGAAAAGCCUGCAGCAACUGAAAUAAAUUUGAAUGAGUUGGCUUUGGGUAAUAGAAAAUUUUUGCCCAUAUUCAACUCGCAAACUAAAACUGAACAAUCAGUAUCUGACCCAAAUGAUGGACUUGUGGUAUAUCGCGGUGCGGUAGUUGAUGUUGGUAAAUUGCUAAUACAACUUGAUAGAAGUGAGAAGGCUCGAAUUGAAACUGAACAAUAUUUGGUGGAUUUGAAAAACGAAAAUCAGAAGCUUACCGACAAAUAUUCAAAGUCGAGUUCAACUAUCAAACAUUUAAAUUCGGAAGUGAAAGAAUUUAAAGACAAAUUGAGGACUUGUGAGGAUGCUUUAGGAAGAUCAAAUGCUCAUACAAAAUUGUUUCAAACAGCAUUAUUGGAUAUUCGUGAUAGAAUCGAACCAGUAUUAAAGUCGGCUUCACACAAAGAAGAAAAAAAAGAGAGGGAUAGAGAUGACAAGAAAAAAGACAGAGACGAUGGAAAAUCAAGAUGGGAAAAGGAAAGAGAUAGCCGAAAAGAUGACAUUAAAAAAGAUCAUGAAAUUAAGAAGGAAAUUAGAAAGGAGAAGAAAGAAGAUGAAGUGGAUAAGAAGGACACUAUUACAGAAGUGGAAGAAGUUCAGAUGAAGGAAGAAAAGAAUUAGUAACUUUUGUGUUUCUAGUCUGUGUUUAUUUUUAUUUUAGAGUGGCUUACUAAUUAAAUCAAAAAACUAGUUGGCACCAUUUUGAAAAUGCAUUUAACAUGUUAAGGACUAGAUUGUUUAACCAUCAGAUAAAGUUUGGGUAUUUUUUGACAAUUUCAUAACAUUCAAAAAAAUAUGCUUUAUUUGUUAAGAAACUCCAUGUAGGUAUUAUGGAAAAAAAUGUGUAAUGGGAAUUAUUGGAUAAAUAAAAUGGUUUUGCGAAAAUAACUACGUAUAUAUAUUCAGUAAAAUUUGUUGUUUCCUUUCACAUUUUUUCAUGCAAUCUAAAAAUUCUAUUAAAACCUGACAUAAAAAGUAUAUUUUUUUUUGGAAACAAAAAUUAUUUAAAAUUAAUAGGAGCUAAAUUUAAAAUGAUAAAUGGCAGGCAGUAAAUAUUUCCAAAAAAAAAAAAAUAGGUAGGUAGGUAUCAAUAAAGUUUAAAUAUCGAUGGCCUUAUGAGGCUAGUAGUUGUUCUUCCUCAUCACCAUAAGAUUCUUUCAAUGGUUUUGAGCAAGGUUUCAACAGACCUUAUAAAAAAUCCUUCACCAAAAAAGAGUCUUAAUUUUAUACUGACAUCUAAAAAUGAAGGCCAACAUAGCCUGUAAGAAGUGGCCCACUUGAAAAAAAAAAUCAUCUUGAAACUGUAGCUACUUAGUUUUCAGAAAGAGGCAUAAGAAGUUUUAGGAAAAGCCUCUUACAAUGAUGACAGGCCAAAAUCUGCCUGUGUAGUCACACCUUGCUAGUCACAGGACUUUUGCUGUUGAGCCUUUUCAAUAUUAAAUAAUCAGAUGAUUUCAAAAUACCUAGUUUUGCCUAGAUAAAGGAAAAAUUAUUUUCAACAAAAGAUUGAACUACUACUGUUUAUAAAUAAUUUGCCACCAAUUUCUUUCAAUCACAAACGCAAUUUGGAAACUAUAUUUCUUUUGCCAUAAAGCUAUAAUCAUCAAUAAUAAAUAUUGCUCCAUGUGAGGCACUAAAAAGGCGCAAAAAAAUUAAGUACAUUCUUAAAAUUUACAUAAAAUUAUUAAAUCUAUCACAUAUUUUGGAAUGUAUAAGAAAACAGUUCUGGGUAACGCUUAUAUACCUAUAAUAAAAAUAUUUGCUUUAAAUAUUAAUCUUAGGUCUAGUAGGGGCAAUAAUAAUUAUUAUUAUUAUGUGUGUAUGUGUGAUAUUUUCUUGCUAGAAUAAUUAUGGUAAAUAUGAGAAUUAUUUUAUGUGGUUAUAAUGAUUUCUACAUUUUCUAACAGUUGUAUAGAAAAGCAGUUUUACCAACCACAUAUUUUCCUAAAUAAUUUGUGCAUUUAAUAACACACCAGAUAUUAGUAAUCAGGCGGGUACUUUUUCUUUCUUUUCUGUAGCAAAUUUGACUAACAUUAAUAUAAAGGUGUGCUUUACUAAGAACAAAGAUAAAAUUUUAUAUGAUUUAAAAAAUCUAAUGUAAAUAUGAAAUGUAACUAAGCCACAUUUCAUAUUUUACCUCUAAAAAUUCUCUAUAAAAAUACAAUACUUUUAUGUUGUAAUGAUGUUGAAAUUUUCAAAUACUUAUAUCAAAAAUUACCAACUACAUAGUAAUAAGCUAAUUUUUUUUAGAUAAUUUUUUAAGCUAGGGAAUUAUAUAGAGAACAAGUUUAAUACUGAUCGAACUAGUGCUUAGAUUUGCACUACGUUUUAAAAAAUCUAAGAAUUAAUUCAUAAAAAAAAUUGACUUUAGGAAUUAAAAUUGACACAGUACACAAUUAAAAUUAAAACUUUUGGACAGUGUAAGAGGAUACGAAAUAGUAGACACAACCUUGUUUUCAUAUUGGGUAAGAAAAGUACACAUGUGCUUUUGUUGUAUAAAUUAAAAUUGUUUGGACGUACACAGUAUAUGUUUCUUUAUGCAGGAUAUUAUUAAAACAUAUUCUAAGUUUAUUAUUUCGUUGAUAUCGGAGAGUAGCGAGGUAAGUGGAAAGUUCAGUAUACUUAGGUUUCAUAACCAACAUAGAAAUCACCUGACUUGCCAUCUAAAGGCGUCUUUGCAAUAGUUAAACCAAAUCCAAUUAUGUAUAUGAAAAUAAUACUCAGGGAAGACCCUGCACCAACUCAAAUGAAUCAUUGGAAAAUAGGGAUUCAAAACUAAGUCAACAACAAAACUUUUGAGUUUGCAAAUUCACAGUUUCUCUCAGUAAAAAGCUAUAAGUAUAGCUUCUGCUUGCAAUGAUAUACAAAUUGUAAAUAUUAAACUCAGACAUACAAUGAUGCAUGACGGUUACUUUUCAAUUGAUAAUGAGCUUGGGGGUUUUUGCAGAGUGGUUUUGGUACUUAGCAACUAGUUAAUUAUGUGUGGCGUAAACCGCUAUGGCUACUUUACACCUUUGCUUUCAAUAUGAUGAAAUUGCGUCUCAUCAAAUUUAAUCGCACUCACCGUUACAGGGGAACAUCCUUAACAAUAUCCUGCUUAAGAAAACUCUUAUUGGAUGGAACUUGGAACUAUGGAACUUCAUAAUUAAUAAUCUCCUAAUUUAAACAAAUUAUCGAACUAAAUUUUCACUGUAUAACGCAACACCGUUUGGAUUUACCAUAAUCCACAUUCUCCAGAGUAGUAUCCCCUGUGAAACGAAUAACAUCAGUUGGAUUACCAUUUGGGCUAAUAAUAGAAUCGUUUUCGUCUAAAUCGACACUGCCAACAGGUGAAGUUAAACUAAUAUCAUUGCUAAAGCUGACGUCGUUGCUGCUGUUCCUUAUUUGCAUUCGCUGCUUUUUCAGGUCUGCCAACGUGCCAUUGCCAUUUAUUGUCACAACCACAUGAACUGU
Molecule: messenger RNA, 6264 nt
Organism: Ceutorhynchus assimilis (cabbage seed weevil)
Lineage: Eukaryota; Metazoa; Arthropoda; Insecta; Coleoptera; Curculionidae
Source: the annotation of a GenBank genome assembly